GCAGGCGGGCGACCCCGCCGCCCCGGCGGAGAGCGGCACGUCGGAGGCGUUUGCCCACCUGUGGGACGACAUGAUGGGCAUCUUGGAUGGGUCACUGGGAAACAUUGAUGACCUGGCACAGCAGUAUGCAGACUACUAUAACACUUGCUUCACAGAUGUGUGUGAGAGGAUGGAAGAGCUGCGCAAACGAAGGGUUUCUCAAGACCUUGAUUUGGAGAAACCUGAUGCCAGCCCCACAUCUCUACAGCUGCGAUCCCAGAUUGAGGAGUCACUUGGUCUCAGCAGCACAGCAUCAACACCCGACAGCGAAAGAAAGCUCUCCAUUCAUAAAUCAAGUUCAGAAGAAGGCUCUGUAGGUCAGUAUAUGUAA
This is a messenger RNA of Calypte anna (Anna's hummingbird), 370 nucleotides long. Its product is annotated as SAM and SH3 domain-containing protein 1-like. The record is from RefSeq and is a predicted model, not a curated record. Bases 71 to 370 code for a protein of 99 amino acids. The transcript is spliced from 5 exons. NCBI's taxonomy places the organism in Eukaryota, Metazoa, Chordata, Aves, Apodiformes, Trochilidae.